Pseudopodoces humilis (Tibetan ground-tit) is the source of this 924-nucleotide messenger RNA. Lineage: Eukaryota; Metazoa; Chordata; Aves; Passeriformes; Paridae. The record is from RefSeq and is a predicted model, not a curated record.
AUGGCCGGCUCGGAGCCCCCCGGGCCGGGCAGGACCCCCGGGCCGGGCAGGACCCCCGCGCCUCCCCCGCACCGGCUGCGCUCCCUGGCGCGCUCCUGGCUGGAUGAGGACGCUCCCUGGCCGGACGCGGCCCUGGCGGCCGCGGGGGUCGCGGAGACCCGAGCGCAGCUGCUCAGCAAGGGCGGGGGGCGCUCGGGGGGGGUCCUGGCCGGGGUCCCCUUCGCCGAGGCCGUUUUCGGGGUCUCGGGGUGCCGGGUCACCUGGAGGGUCCCCGAAGGGUCGGCGCUGCCCCCCGGGCGGGCGCUGGUGGCCGAGGUGGAGGGUCCGGCCGCGGGGGUGCUGGGGGGGGAGAGGGUGGCUCUCAAUAUUUUGGGGCGCUGCAGCGGGGUGGCCUCGAUGGCCGCGAGGGCGGUGGGGGUGGCCCGGGCUCAGGGCUGGGCGGGGGUCGUGGGGGGCACCCGAAAAACCACGCCCGGCUUCCGCUUGGCGGAGAAAUACGCGCUGGGGGUGGGGGGCGCCGACCCCCACCGGGGGGGUUUGGGGGGUCUCCUCCUGCUCAAGGACAAUCACCGAGCGCUGGCGGCGGCAGCGGGGGGGCUCGAGCAGAUGAUUUUGGGGGUGCGCCGGGCCGGGGGCUUCACCCACAAGUUGGGGGUGGAGUGCUCGAGUGCAGAGGAGGCGCUGGAGGCUGCAGGGGCUGGGGCUGACAUCGUCCUGCUGGACAACCUGGCCCCCCAGGAGCUGCACGCGGCGGCGGCGCAGGUCAAGGCCGCGCACCCCGGGGUGACGGUGGAGGCCAGCGGGGGGAUCGUCCUGGAGACCCUCCCCCAGUUUUUGGGGCCCCACAUCGACGUGGUGUCCAUGGGGUGUCUGACCCACAGCGCCCCCGCCCUGGACUUCGCACUGCGGGUGCUGGAACCCUAA